Eutrema salsugineum is the source of this 759-nucleotide messenger RNA. RefSeq lists its product as uncharacterized. Bases 191 to 502 code for a protein of 103 amino acids. The record is from RefSeq and is a predicted model, not a curated record. NCBI's taxonomy places the organism in Eukaryota, Viridiplantae, Streptophyta, Magnoliopsida, Brassicales, Brassicaceae. The transcript is spliced from 4 exons.
GUAUCAGCGUAUGUAUAUUCAUGUGUAUCUAUAUUUUAAAGCUUCUUAUUUUUUUCUCAGAAAAUAUCUUCAUGUUUUGUUCCUUUCCGUUAUAUAUAACUCAUAAUUCUCUUCCAAAGUUCCUGGAUUGUCCCCAAAUCAUUUGGAGAUUUAAGAAGCAGAAGACCGAUCUUCAAGAGAGAAGAAGAAAAUGUGUAUUCAUCUUGAUGAUCAAUCACAACACAAACUCCCUUGUCUCCAUUGCCAACCACAUUCAUACAUUCGCAUGGUUCAACAUAUGAUUGAGAGAUGCAUUCUACUCCGUAUGACUCGUGAUGAAUGCGUCAAGGCGUUAGACCACCACGCAAGCAUUCUACCACUCGUUACCCUCACCGUUUGGAGAGGACUUCAAAGGGAAAAUAAGGAUUUCUUUGAAAUGUACGGACAUUUCGUAUCUCCUAGGCCCUUCUUAACAGGCGGAUAUGUUCGGAGAUCGCGGAGGUUUGCGAGAAGGAUACAAUGAAGACUUUGCUCUAGGCUUCUAAAUAUAGGAGAAAAUGCUUGAACUUUAUAUAUGUAGACCUAGGCUAAAUAUACAUAUUCUCAAGAUAAGAGAUAUUCAUGCUAUAUAAUACGUGGACCUUUUUGUUAAAAGGUUUCACUAUAAAGUUAAGCAGAGAACCUGUUUUGUGUAAACUACUUCUAAGGUUGCUUAUUUAGAUGCAGUCAAAGAAAAGACUUUUGAGACCAGUCUAGUAAUUGAAAACUCUGGAUUCUUUA